Messenger RNA from Perca fluviatilis (European perch), 2103 nucleotides. Its product is annotated as pulmonary surfactant-associated protein D-like. The record is from RefSeq and is a predicted model, not a curated record. Lineage: Eukaryota; Metazoa; Chordata; Actinopteri; Perciformes; Percidae. Bases 1160 to 1834 code for a protein of 224 amino acids. Gene Ontology annotation, cellular component: multivesicular body; rough endoplasmic reticulum. The transcript has 5 exons.
AAGUAACAAAAGCAUGUCAAUAAACUCUACAUGUCUGACCCUUGGUGUGAUUCUCUUUUUCCAGUGUGGCCCUUAGUGAAAAUGAGUUUGACACCCCUGGUGUCCAGGAGCAAUAAGUCUGCUGCAUUUGUAAAAAGGAAACUUGUGUUGAUACAGAACAUGUGUCUGUGUAUGUGUUGUUUUAAAUGCUUCUUGAUUAUUCAAGGUAUGAAUCUGGUGAUUUUUAAUGAAAUUCUGUAACAUCACUGCACAAUACAAUAAAUGUGCCAACAAUUAGGGACACCUUUCUUAAAGCACACCAAUGUGCUAACUCUAGAUAUAAGCCAUUAUAAAAUACAAACUUUAUUAAAUACAACAGAAAGAUGUAGUAAUAUGGAGGGAUUAAAAAGGUAAACGAUUUUGAAGAUAACUAAGGUGUGAGUAAUACAAUAAGCUUUAGUCAAUAACAGGAAAAUAUUGUUUACAAUUAUCAAAACAAUGUUUUACAAAUGAGUCAGCUGCGGAUGUUUUUUGUUGCUUUCUUAUCAUGAAAGAAAUCUAAAAGCUGUGCUAGCUCCUAUUUUCUUUAUGGAAUACAAAUCUAAAAAGGUAAAAAACUAAAACUGCUUUGCAUAUGUUUCAUGUGGAUUGAAAAUGCACUCAACAAAUUUGUUACAACAUGUUUGUUUCCAGACUUUGGAAUGCCCUUUCUGAGUAGAACAGACAUGUCAAAGCGCUGCUUCAUUUUAAAUCACUCCUCAAAACACACUUGUAUGAAGUGGCUUUUGAUUCCGACGCUUUUUAUGUUUGUUUAUUUUGGCAUUUUACUUUUUUAUGUUUGAUUCAUUCAAUUGAUUUUAUAUUCAUAUUUGUAAUUUGUAAUUCAUAGCUUUGCCUCUUUUUCAUGUAUGCGCAGCACUUUGUAAAUCUGUUUUUGAAAAAUGAUACAUAAAGUUAUUAUUAUUAUAGUUCUGCAGUCUUCAGACGGAGGCUCUUAGACUCUGAUUUCCUCCUAUUGUCAGUUUCAUAUACCAAAUGACAUCACCAACAUAAAUGACAACAGAUGUUGUUUACGCUGAACUGAAUUUCUUAUUCAUGCACUCUCACUAUGUUCUCGAUCACUUUUCUUUGGAAGUAGCGAAGAAGUAGCACAUCCUGCAGAUCACUUUUCAUUUAUUCAAUGAGGAUGUUUCUCCUGUUCUGCGUCCUCUGCCUGAUGUCUUCUACUGGCUACAGUCAGCUUCCAGGACCUCCUGGUCCUAAAGGUGACCCAGGAUUUCCUGGGCCAUCUGGGCCAUCUGGGCCACGUGGGCCAUCCGGGCAACCUGGACUGCCUGGACCGCGUGGACCGCCUGGACCGCGUGGACCGCCUGGACCGCCUGGACCGCCUGGAUCUGCUGUAUUCUGUGGACGAGGUGUCCCUCGACAGGAACUUGAAACCUUAAAGAACAGCCUCGCUAAGUUAGAGCUGGCCAUGAACUAUGAUUUUGUCCGAAGAGUUGGUCAGAAAUACUUUGUGUCCUACAAGAAGAGAGACUCUUUCUCUAAGGCCGUCGAGUUCUGCUCCCAACGAGGCUUAGAGCUGGCUUUGCCCCAGAACGAGGACGAGAACAACAUACUCACUCAAGUGUUUGGGGAUGAUAACAAAACAGCCUGGAUCAACGUCAACACUAACAAAGCUGAGGGGAAUUUUGAGGCCGAUAUGAAAAACCGACCUCUGACCUUUACCAAAUGGGGAGAAGGGCAGCCAGACAAAUCCAUCCAGGAUCCAGGCUGCACCAUGCUGUCAGAAAACGCAGUCUGGAGAGUGACACACGAUUGUUCUCUGAAUGCUUACAUCAUUUGUCAGAUGUAGAAAGGUCUUGUGUUCCAGAUUUGGAACCAUUGCUCUCAGAAAUAUUUUCUUUCAGAUGUUACAGUUACCCAAAACCACUGUCUUAGAUCUUAGUCCUAACUACGGAAACAUUUGCAACAAUUGCAUCAUCAGCAUGGCAUUAAAACGGUUUCACAGACAUAUUACAUUAUGAAAUGUUUACAAUUAAAGGAACAAUAUGAUAGAUGUAUAGAAACAACGGUGAACUCUAAAAGCAUAUAGUACGUCACAAUAAAGUUUACAGCAGUGAA